CUAGAAUGUGGCAUAUCUCCUACCAACCUACCCCACCUCCUCCUCCUUCAAUAAAUCCCAUCUCUGCUUUAGCCUUAAAACCAACUUCUUCAAAACUUUCACAUUUACACAUUUCAGAAAAUCUGUACUUGAAAAAUUAUCAAUGGAUCCUUACAAAUUCCUUAAAAUAUCCCCAAACCCAGAUGGCACAAUUACCAGACUUACCCCUACCAUCUUGGUACCAACAACUGAACAACAACAACAAAAUAUUAGUAAUUCUGAAACUGAUGAAGAUGAUCACACAGUUGUCUCCAAAGAUGUACCUCUUAACACAGCCAAGAACACCUUUGUUCGCAUUUUCCGACCUGCAGCAUUACAACACUACUCAACUAGCAAGCUCCCUCUUAUUAUUUACUUUCACGGUGGCGGUUUCGUGUUUUACUCAGCUGGCACAGUCUUCUUUCAUAAGUCCUGCAACAGCAUGUCUGCUGCUAUUCCUGCUGUCAUUGUGUCUGUGGAUUAUCGGUUGGCGCCGGAGAGUCGUCUCCCCGCCGCGUAUGAUGAUGCUGUUGAAGCUAUCUUGUGGGUCCGGGACCAAGCUUUGAGCUGUGGUAGUGGUGGAGAAGGAGCUGAUCCUUGGUUGCAAGAGUUUGCUGAUUUUGGUCGGUGUUUUCUGAUGGGUAGUAGUUCUGGUGCCAAUAUUACUUACCAUGCAGAUCAUGAUCUAUCACCAAUGAAGAUCAAAGGGCUAAUAAUAAAUCAAGCAUAUUUUGGAGGAGUGGAGAGAACAGAUUCAGAAUUAAGAUUAGUCGAUGACAAAAUCAUUCCAUUACCAGCUAAUGAUGUCAUGUGGUCACUUGCCCUGCCCGUUGGUGCUGACCGUAACCACGGUUUCUGCAAUCCAAUGGCUGAGAACACCCACAGUGACAAGAUCGGACGGCUCCCAAGCUGCCUCGUCAACGGGUACGAAGGGGACCCACUUGUGGACAGGCAGAAGGAAUUUGUUAAAAUGCUAGAGUCACGUGGUGUGCACGUGGUGGCCGUAUUUGACGAGGGAGGGUUCCAUGCUGUGGAGUUGUUUGAGCCUCAACGAGCCCAAGCUUUGGUUGUUAUGAUUAAGGAUUUUAUUGGGUCCGUUUCUCCAAGAUCCACUAUUUAGGGUUCUAAAAUUUAUGUAAUUAAAUGUUCUAUGAAUAAAUGGACAAUUUAAUUGCAAUAAAUAGUACCAUUCAAUAUUAAAUGUAUGGUAUAAUCUAGACUAUUUUUUUUGUUUAUUCCUUAUUUGAAUUUUGUUAAUUGUAAUAAAUAUUCUAUUUAUCGAUAUUAUGGACGUUUCAAGUUUUAUAGUA
This is a messenger RNA of Spinacia oleracea (spinach), 1328 nucleotides long. Its product is annotated as probable carboxylesterase 8. The record is from RefSeq and is a predicted model, not a curated record. Gene Ontology annotation, molecular function: hydrolase activity. The coding region runs from base 143 to 1138 and encodes 331 amino acids. The transcript is spliced from 2 exons. Lineage: Eukaryota; Viridiplantae; Streptophyta; Magnoliopsida; Caryophyllales; Amaranthaceae.